Messenger RNA from Drosophila montana, 684 nucleotides. RefSeq lists its product as uncharacterized. The record is from RefSeq and is a predicted model, not a curated record. The coding region runs from base 25 to 576 and encodes 183 amino acids. The transcript has 5 exons. NCBI's taxonomy places the organism in Eukaryota, Metazoa, Arthropoda, Insecta, Diptera, Drosophilidae.
UCACAGAAAAGCCACUCGGCUAAGAUGUGUCGCUUAGGAACAUUUUUAAUCGCACUGCUCCUGGUGAUGGCUGUUGCCCAACAAAAUAACAAAGUUCCACUAUCCGUGAGAAGAAGUCCACUUUUAGUGAUAGUUUGCCCCCCAAUGCCAAUGAUGCAGAAUGUUUUAAAGGAUAAGCUGUUGGGCUUCUGGUUCGCCUAUGCAACGACACCGCUGCCCUUUGAAAAAUAUCAGCGACGAUGCAUCUCCCACAAUGUCAAGGACAGCAGCUUCUUUAAUACCAGCAUACUUUAUGCCAACUAUCGUGGAAUGGCAAUUACAUAUCAUUGUGUAUUUGCUUCAAGAGUGCGCAGGUUUCAAAUGAUUCUUCGGCUGCUAACCCGCACGCGCACCCCCAUGCCGGAAAUCAUAUAUGAAGCGCUAGCAUUUUUGAAUAAUGUUAGCUUUCCCGUUUUUGCAUUGGAAUGGCUAAAAACCGAAGCAUUCUGCUUUGAAUUAUAUGAGCUGAAAUUCGAGACACAAAUGCGACCGAUACAUUAUCAAGCGCCCUUUAAUCAGCGCGGCGAAUUGGGCUGACGCCGACAGCGUAAACAUUAAUUGCAUAAAUGUUCAAUUAUUGUAACAUAAUUUGUGAUCUACAAAUGUUAUCGAAGAAUCACUGAUUAAAAUGAGGAAAUCGUAUAA